CACAAGAUGAGGCGGCUUAGAUGUUCUUGGAGUGCCCUGAAACCUCUAAUCAUCAUCAGCACACCGCUGGCGAUUCUACCGCUGCCACUGGUCAUCAAAACCAAGGAAGCAGAAUGCGCAUACGUCCUGAUUUUAAUGGCUGUGUACUGGAUGACAGAGGUUUUGCCUCUGUCUGUGACGGCACUUAUCCCCGCUCUGCUUUUUCCUCUUUUUGGGAUCAUGAAGUCCUCCCAGGUUGCAUCUCAAUAUUUCAAAGACUUCCACUUGUUGCUUCUGGGGGUCAUCUGUUUAGCGACAUCUAUUGAGAAAUGGGGUCUUCAUCGAAGAAUUGCCCUCAGAUUGGUGACCGGACUUGGAGUCAACCCUGGCAUGUUGAUGCUGGGGUUCAUGGUUGGCUGUGCUUUUCUCUCUAUGUGGUUGAGCAACACCUCAACUGUGGCAAUGGUUAUGCCAAUUGUGGAGGCAGUGAUCCAACAGGUUUUGAGUGCAAGUGAAGAGGCCAAUAAAGACCACAAGGGGGCAUUAAACGGCAUCUCUAACCCAGCUCUUCAACUUGAAGAUAUCGAGGCCCAGCAUGACCAGUCAGAGAAGAUAAAAAGCAUAGAAGCAGGCAUAACAGAGCCAGAGCCAACCUCUGAGGAACAUGAAACUGCUAAGGCACCGACUCCACCGUAUAGUGGAAAGUACAGGACCCGCGAAGAUCACAUGAUGUGUAAAGGCUUGUCACUUUGCAUUGCCUAUUCAUCAUCCAUUGGGGGGCUGACCACAUUAUCCGGAACAUCCACAAACCUCAUAUUUGCUGAAUACAUCUAUCAGUACUACCCAGAAUGCACCAUCGUUAAUUUUGGAAACUGGUUCGUGCUUUGUCUUCCCAUCUGCAUAAUUAUGCUGAUUUUGUCAUGGCUGUUCCUGCACUGGAUGUACCUCGGAUCCAACUUUCGUGCCAGUCUUUGCUCCAGACAGCGAACUGAAAAAGAGAAAAUCACUGCCAGAGUGCUCCGGGAUCAUUACAACUCACUGGGGCCCAUAAGUUGGCAGGAGAUUGUUACAUUGAUCAUAUUCAUUCUGAUGGCAAUUUUGUGGUUUACAAGAAAUCCAGGUUUCAUGCCAGGCUGGUCGUCAUUGUUCUCAGAUAAUCCAGGUUACGCUACGGAUGCCACUGUAGCGCUGUUGCUGGGAUUCCUGUUCUUCCUCCUCCCUUCACACAAACUAAACGCAGAUCACUACGAGGCCUUGAUAACGUGGAAGGACUUCCAGGCCUGUAUGCCAUGGGAGAUCAGUCUGCUUGUUGGUGGAGGUUUUGCUUUGGCUGAAGGAACAAAGAUUUCUGGUUUAUCGUCUUGGGUCGCUGAAUUGUUAACUCCCUUGGGAAGUCUUCCACCUUUAGCUACUGUCACCAUUGCCUGCCUUAUUGUCACAUCUAUCACAGAGGUUGCCAGCAAUGCUGCCACAAUGACAAUCUUUUUGCCAAUACUGGCACCCCUGGCCGAGGCAAUCGGAGUCAACCCUCUGUACAUGCUGAUUCCCACGGCUUUGGCUGUGUCCUUCUCAUUCCUGCUUCCGGUUUCUAAUCCCCCUAAUGCUAUCGUCUUCACGUAUGGUCAUCUGACUAGCAUGGAUAUGGUAAAAGCAGGGCUGGGUGUGAAUGUUAUAGGUAUUCUUACAGUCCUUUUAGCUCUCACAACUUGGGGAACACCUCUGCUUAAGUUGGAUACCUACCCAGACUGGGCACCGGUGGUAAACAGCACUGGAGUAUGACCAUAAUUCUGAGCAUUUUAGAAAUGUGAACAUUUAGUUUUUAAAAUACACGGGAUCCCAAUUGCAGUUGACAGUACCUAAUCCACAAUCCAUUAGUUUCAUUCCUUUGGAUCACUUGCACAAGAAGCUAAAACCAGCCUACCUUAUCCAAUACAGCAGACUGAAAACUGGGUUUGCAACGUGUGUGUUUAUAUGUUUUUGUAUUAUAAUAAUAUUUGUGAUUAUACAGAAUGUGUUAUAUAAAAUGUAUGUUUUAAGCUUUAAGCUGAGUUUGCAAGACAGGGUUAGUCUUGUUGUCUAACCAUAGCACUUAAUGUUUAUAAGAUUGUAUAUUUUUGUUAUCCUCUAGCAGGUACUUGUACAUAGAUAUGUGAAUAGUAUGUGUGGAAUGUUGAAAAAAAUUAACAAACAGCUUAGAUAAAAUUCACCUCUCAGAAUGCUAUAUAUUUUAAAUGGAAACUCAACAUCAUUGUUUAUUUUACUUGUUCAUAUUUUUUGUGAGAUAUUUCUUUGUUUUUUAUUUCAAAAUGACAAGUCUGUAUUUAAAAAACAAAACAAAAACAAAACAUUUAAAUAUAACCAGAACCAUUUAUAGUUAUCAUGUGCUAGCAGGAAUUCACACUCAUUUUUAAUAAACAAUGCUUCGGAAAA
Messenger RNA from Danio rerio (zebrafish), 2409 nucleotides. RefSeq names its product solute carrier family 13 member 1 (gene slc13a1). Lineage: Eukaryota; Metazoa; Chordata; Actinopteri; Cypriniformes; Danionidae. Gene Ontology annotation, molecular function: transmembrane transporter activity; solute:sodium symporter activity. Gene Ontology annotation, cellular component: membrane. Gene Ontology annotation, biological process: transmembrane transport; sodium ion transmembrane transport. The record is from RefSeq and is marked provisional.